Molecule: messenger RNA, 693 nt
Organism: Plasmopara halstedii
Lineage: Eukaryota; Oomycota; Peronosporomycetes; Peronosporales; Peronosporaceae
Exons: 2
Coding region: 1-693 (230 amino acids)
Source: RefSeq, a predicted model, not a curated record
AUGGGCGGCGGUGGGUUGCGUAUUCUACCACACAAGAAAUGGCAUGUGUGGCGGCGCGAUAAUAUUGAGCGUGUGCUACGAGAUGAGCGGGAGAAUGAGGAAAAGCAACAGGCGAUUAAUGCGAAAGAACGACGACUGGCGCAGGAGCGACGCGCUCAGCAGCUUCAGGUGGUCGAUGGCUCUGAUUUGAAGCAGCAUAUUAACUUUUUUCAGGCAGAGGAAGCACAAGCGAAGGGUCAAAAGGGCAAUACUUUUGAUAGUAAGAAGCAUAAGGGGGUAGAUGACACGCUGAGGCGGCACGGAAGAUUACCUUGGUAUGCACAAAGUGAAAAUGCAGCGAAGGAGCAGCCAACAGCACAACAUGAGCGCAAAAGGAAACGGGAACUGGAUGAGGCUGAUCCAUUACACCAUAUGCGUCCUAAGGAGCGCGUGACGGUAAAAACGAAAGAACGACGAAGCAGACAGUUCAACUCUGAUGAUGGAAGUGAUCUUCGAAAGUAUACAAGCCGAUAUGACCGUUUAUCAUCAGAACGACGUCAUAGUAAAUCUCGGAAGCAUUCGAAGGUAUUAUGUAAUAACAAAAGCACUGCUAACAGCAUAGGGAGUAAGGAAUCAUUACUCCAGAAGCUAAGGAUUGAACGCAUAGAAAGAGAAGCGACUGAAAGGCGUAAAGCUGACCGAAUAAUGCAGUAA